Messenger RNA from Phaedon cochleariae (mustard beetle), 1299 nucleotides. The record is from the annotation of a GenBank genome assembly. NCBI's taxonomy places the organism in Eukaryota, Metazoa, Arthropoda, Insecta, Coleoptera, Chrysomelidae.
AUGCUAGAAUCGAUAUUUGCACCAACAGAUUAUGCGUCACCUGAAGAUUGGGGACCAGAAUAUCCAAUACCUGGAACAAUUAGACCAAAUGUGCCGAUACCAACAUUGUAUAGUGCAGACGGACAACGAAUGAAGCCAAAGUUCAGUAUAGUGGAAUUAGUACUGUAUAAUAUAGCUGCCAUGUUAGCGGGCGUUGCCUCUGGAUAUGACGUUAGGUUAUCUAAUGUUUCGCCUUUACACCCAAGACUGCAACCAAAUAGGUUAGAUGUAAAUGAACUGCCUGCAUGGCGUCCCGUCGAAAACACCGACUACGAAUACUCGACGACAUCAGGCUAUAACCACAAUACAUACCACGGACCAACAAAGCAUUGUCGCCCGAUGCUUACUGGAUCACAACUGAUAAAUGUACAAAACGAAGAGAUGAAGCCGCUAAGAUUCACUGACUCACCCCAGCAUCAUCCUCCAAAUCCCUCACCUAGAAGAAAAUCCAGCUCAACAAGUAAUGACGGUUCAGAACUCUAUGGACCUUACGAACGAAGUGCCACAAUAUACAUUCCCGGAGAUUACCACCGUUGCCAGAUCGACACUGGACAUUGUGUGGGUUGUGUCAAACAGGAUCCCACUUAUGCCUACGGACAGUAUCCAGACGCCACCUAUCCAGGGUAUAGUUCGGAGUAUAGCGGUUCAACGACAUUGUACGGUUAUGGAACCGACUACGCUUAUGAUAACCCUAGCAGUAUUAGUAGUCAUAGUGGUUCGAGGACGCCUCAAAGGUUGCCUCUCAAAACCCACAAGCGGACACCUUCGAAUGUUUCCAAUGCCAGCUCGACCACGACGAGUGGUAGUAAUGUAAACCCUAGUUUCCGGCUAGAAGAAGAUUACCCUCAUACACAUUACUUACCUAGGCGACCACAAUACGAAUACGACUACAACAAUUCUACAUAUUCGAGGCAAAACUCGCACGAUUCCAAUUUCGAAAGGCCCACAACUCUGGAAACUUCAGGUUACACGAAGUUGCGCUCUAGUCUCAAACGAAGUAAUUAUCAAGCGACACAAGGUCAUUCCGGGGGCAACACGCCCACGAACCCCACUCCACCAGAUAGCCUUACUAGCGAUGACAGCUCUUAUGUGUCUGCUAAGGAGAGCAACAGCAGCGUAAGUAGGGUUAGGUUUUCGCCGACCACCCUGAUAGACUUGCCGGUUCCCGGGCAGCACCAAGAUCCGACGAUUCCUUUGCAAGCUAGGAGAACGAGGCAAAGGCCGUCAUUGGCCGAAAUCGAGAAGGACUUGUUGUCAUAA